Messenger RNA from Misgurnus anguillicaudatus (oriental weatherfish), 1327 nucleotides. Its product is annotated as 5-hydroxytryptamine receptor 4. The record is from RefSeq and is a predicted model, not a curated record. Gene Ontology annotation, biological process: positive regulation of MAPK cascade; adenylate cyclase-activating adrenergic receptor signaling pathway. Lineage: Eukaryota; Metazoa; Chordata; Actinopteri; Cypriniformes; Cobitidae. Gene Ontology annotation, molecular function: trace-amine receptor activity. Gene Ontology annotation, cellular component: plasma membrane.
CAUGGCAAACGUCUCAGAAUGGACGGAGGAGAGCAACAUCUCGCUGGACUCUGACUUUGAGCUUUGUGCCACAUCCCGAAACUCCGCUUCACGAGUUGCCCUCUACGUCUUUAUCAUCGCUGGGAUUAUCUGCACCAUUGUCGGCAACUCCCUGGUGGUGCUUUCCAUUGCUUAUUUCAAACAGCUGCAGUCUCCAACCUACUCGUUUGUCAUGUCUCUGGCGGUCGCUGACUUUCUUGUGGGGUUGGUUGUUAUGCCCUACAGCAUGGUAAGGACCGUGGAAGGAUGCUGGUAUUUUGGCCCCACCUUCUGCCACCUUCACUCCAGCUUGGACGUGAUGCUGUGCACGGCCUCCAUCUUUCAUCUGAGCUGCAUCGCCUUUGACCGCUAUUAUGCCGUCUGCAACCCUCUGAUAUACUCCUGUAAGAUGUCCCGCAAACGCGUGGCUCUGCUUAUUGUGGUGUGCUGGGCCGUUCCUUUUCUGAUCUCCUUUGGCCCUAUUUUUCUGGGGCUGCACAAGCUUGGCGUAGACGUUCCUUUGCCGGAGAACGUGUGCAUCUUCUUGGUAAACCGUGUUUAUGCUGUCAUGGCAUCUUUGGUAGCUUUUUACCUGCCUAUGGCAACUAUGCUGGUGGCCUAUUGGAAGAUCUACAAAGCAGCAAAGCGACAGGCUAUGCAGAUAAACGCCAUGGAGGCGCAGAUGGCCACAGGUGUUGGCAAGGACUCCAGUAAGAAGCAGAGACAUCGUAACUCCAUAAGGAGAGAAAGGAAGGCGGCAAAAACUCUGGGCAUCAUCAUGGGGAUAUUUCUUCUUUUUUGGCUGCCCUUCUUUACUGUUAAUAUAGUUGACCCUUUUAUUGAGUAUGGGACUGCUGCCGUCAUAUGGGAUGUGUUUCUGUGGUUGGGGUACGUCAACUCCUCACUAAACCCUUUCCUGUACGGUUUCUUCAACCGUUCUUUCCGAAGGGCAUUUUUCAUGAUCAUGGGCUGCAGAAUAUGUCUACACGGCUCAGUCCAAGGUAUGGACCUCUCUCACUCGAAAAGGGAUGCCAACGAGCGCACAGAGAACCAGUAGCUGAGGUUUACUUGCAUACAUGCAUAUAAAAAAUCUGGGUUUUUAUUUUUGUAUAAACUCUCCAAAUUUGACCAAAGUUGUUUCUGUGCUUAUUUGUUAUUAUGUGAGGUUGCAACAAAUUAAAUGUUGUUUAUUCUGAGAUACUACAGUAACCCCCACAGGAAACUUUUAAGGUGACAACAUGAUUAAUGAUAAACCGCAUGCAACUUCGAUGGUGGAUCGUACUUGUAUAAAUAUGUUUGUUUUCUUCCG